Messenger RNA from Ambispora gerdemannii, 993 nucleotides. The record is from the annotation of a GenBank genome assembly. NCBI's taxonomy places the organism in Eukaryota, Fungi, Glomeromycota, Glomeromycetes, Archaeosporales, Ambisporaceae.
AUGGAGAAACGGGAUGUUGAUUGGGUAUAUACAGAUAACAACACACGUCCAAAUGGACGAUUUCCACGGGGAACCUUUCACAAAAGAAGACCCGGCAGACGACCAUAUUACAAUUCUCAUCAUCACAUAACACAUGCCAACUACCAAAACACUCGUAAUAGCAAUAAUAGUCCAAUUGAUGAUGAAAGUAACAAUGCCAUUACUACUAACUACCCUCCGGCAUCUCAACCGAUCAACAACUACAUUAGCACCGUCAAUGGAGGCACAAAUUUGAAUCCGCAUCAUUAUGUGGAAUUUUAUCUGAAACGAAUUGACUUUGAGGAAUACUCGGAACAAUUGGAGAACGUGGACGAUUAUAAACUACUGAAAUUCCGCUAUAAGUAUAUGCAAGAGACUAUUAGUAUUUUCUUUAAUGAAGGCCGAUGUAAAAUUUUUUUACCAUUGGAUGUGCUUGAUGCUGUGAAUAAAGUUCAGAGUGAUACGAUCGUGCUGAUUUUUAAACCUGAAGCAAAAAAUAUGGCAAAAAUCUUUCCCGAUGGAGAGGAUCCGAUUCGUCAGAACCUAAACAAAGCAACACAAAUUAGAAUAGUCGCGAAUGAUACAACUCCUCAACAGCCACUUGACUUGUGUGGUUUACACAUUAAUUAUCAAUUGAAUAAGAGGAAUAAAGGAGGCCAAGGAGGGAGUCAUGUCACAAAUUGGGGUCGUAUCUCACCUUCGUUACCACCUGUGCCGGAUGAAAUGAUUAUCAAGUGUCAUGUUGGUGCAAAAGAAAGCGAAGAAAUACGUAUUUUACGAUUUCCCAUCUCAGCACUCUACGGAGACAUCAAGAAAGAUAUUCAAGAAGCAUUUGGUCUCUCCGAGAUAAAAAAAUUGAAAUAUAAAGACGAUGAAUCAGAGUUUAUAUCGAUUUGUAACAGCAAUGAUUUCGAAACAGCUUACAAACUGUAUGCACGGAAUAAAAGAUUGGAAGUAUGGGUUGUUACGGCGUAG